AUGUUGACUAAUAAAAAGAUUGCUGUACUAGGAGGAUGCUCUAUUGGCUCUGCUCUGUCAAUACUACUAGCGAGAAAAGGUUUUCAUGUUGAUUAUUAUGAAAAAUCUAGAUCUAAAGCAUAAUCAUAGUCUCAAACGAAUCCUCAAAUCAAUCUUGGAAUAUCAUAAAGAGGAGUAAAAGCCCUAGUCAUGAUUGAUGAAUGGGUCUCUGUACUGGAAUAAACAGUAGCUUUAAAUGGAAGAACAAUUCACAACAGAAACGGCUCAGAGGUAAAUCACCAAUAUGGAAAGCAAAAUGAACACUUGUACUCAAUAAGAACAGAAAUUUUUGAAAAAAUACUCUAGGAAUCAUUAUCAAAGUAUUCGUCUAUUAACCGAGAACUGGAUGCCAAAAUAUAAAACAUCGAUCUGAAAAACACUACAGUGAGAUUAGAGAGAGAAGGAAUGAAUAUAGAAGAAAGAUAAUAUUGUUAGAUAUUCAUCGCUGAUGAUUCAUUCAAGCUCAUAAAAAAAUAAUUGAUUUUCCAAAAGGGUUUCAAAUAUAAUUAAGAUUUCUCAUCCUUUGGAUAUAUUGAGGCAAAUAUACCAUCAAGUUAAGAUAAUGAGUUUCAGCUAAACCCCUUAUCCAUCCAUAGGUGGACUAAUGAUGACUACCAUAUUAUUGCUUUCCCUAACAAGGACAAAUCCUUUGCUUGCAAUAUCUUCAUACCACUUCAAGGCAUAGUUUCUUUUGAAAACAUACAAACCAAAGAGGAUCUGCAUAAAUUUAUUCAGACAUUUUUCCCUACUUUAUAGGAUUUGGUGAAAUAUGAAAAAGAUGAAAUAAAAUAGAAAAAUGUUGGGCUUUUAUACGAUCAUAAAUGCUUUCCAUGGGUUUUUAACAACAUAUGUCUAUUCGGUGAUGCAGCUCACCAUAUCUUUCCAUACUAUGGUUAGGCUAUUAACACUGGAUUAGAAGAUUGCACUCUACUUUCUAAGUUAAUAGACUAUUAUAAUGCUGAUUGGUAAACUAUCACUUCAAAAUUUCAAGAAUUUAGAAAGCCAAACACUGAUGCUGUGUCUGAUUGGGCAAAAGAAAAAUUUAAUAACAUCAAGUUUGAGAUGUUUGAUAAAGACUUUCAAGAGAAGAAAGCUAUAAUAAACUAUCUCUCUGAUAAUUAUCAAGAUCUAUUCCUUUCUUCCUAUUAGUUGAUAGAAUUUAGCCAUAUAGAAUUCUAAAAAGCAAUAAAUUUUAAGUAAGUUGAGGAUGAGAUAGUUAGAUAAAUAAGAAUGAUUCCUAAUUAUGAGAGAAUUGUUGAGUCUCAGAAAAAAGAUUCUAUAAUUAGACAUAUCCUUAAGAACUUUGUAGGGAAAUUUAAAGUAGAGACUACUGCUGUUGAAAUAAUUAGCCAAUUAGGUGUACUCUCUAAAAAUUAAGAAGUUAUAUUGCUUCCAAAUAUAGGCUAAUUUGAAGUUAAUACAAUCUAAAACUGUACUAUCAGCUCCAAGUAGAGUUUAGAUUAGAUUCUUGAAGACAUUCAACAAAAUAAAGCCACUGAUUCUAUAGUAAAAACUAAAUAAGGUUAGGAAUUAGAGUAAAAUUCCAUUUUAAAUGGCACCUAAAUAGGGCUAUGUGUUGAAAUAGAAUUAAAUGUUGGAUAAAUUUCUAUAAGCUUAAAGCAAAUGAAGGAAGCUUUUGACUAGGCAAUCCUAAAAAGCCUAAAGUAAUGCAUGAAAAACAUCAAUAAUAUCUAUAAGUGCUUAAUUAUUAAGGUUGUUUCUGGAGCUGGUUAAGAAGUAAUAUUAUAAUAAGAUGUUUACAAGUGGAUUAAGGAAAACGGAUUCUUGGUCAUUGCAUUGAAUCAUACUCUCCAAUAAAAUAAUCCUGAAUCCCUGAAUCAUAAUCAUCUUUUUCUUAAUGAGGAUGGAAAAUUGAUUAUUGAAAGAAUUAAUUUAUCAGAAAUAAGUUUAGGAGCGUAUAUUGUCUUAGCUGAAAUUCCUAAUGAGAAGGGACAUGCUUUACCUUGUAUUUUCAAACUUAGAAAAAUAUUAAAUGCUGAACUCAUUGAUAUCUAUGCCCAUAGAAAAGGAGAGUGCUAUUAUAAUGAAUAUUUAUGCGUUGAUGAGCUAGUAGGUCUAAUGAGAAAUAGGACUGAAUAUUUAGAAGAGAAACUAUUCAUUAGAGUGCAUCAAAUAAACGAAUUAGCAAUAAAUUAAUCAAUAAUUACACUUGAAGAACUUAUAAAAAUAUUCAAGUAUGGAGAAGUUAUUGAGAAAAUAACUACCAUUUAGGAAUAUAUGAAUCAAAUUCUGUCCUUCUUCUAGGUAUAAAUAUAGACAAACUAUGUGUUAUGUCACAUGUCUACCCACAAUUUUCUCUAUGGAUUUAGAAGCGCCCUUGGAACUGCAUCUGGUGUUUAGAGCUUUCAAUUUUAUAUCUUGUAGUUGUUGCUAGGGCUUAAUAAAGAUAAACAUAUUCUUAGUGAUCCUGUGAAAAUUCUUCACUUAAGAGAAACUGACAUUCAAAAGAUCAAAGCUUAUUGGAAUUGUGAUAAUUUAUUCAAGGUUAUACAGGAUUGGCUCCUUGAAUUUUAUCAAGAAACCUCUGAAAUCACGUAGUUAGAGUAAGACAAUUUCGUUAUGGAUGCUAUCAAGGAUUGCAAAGAUUUUUCUAAAGAAAUUGCUCUCUCUGUUGUUUAUUUAUUCAGGCAUUAAGAAUUGAUCCAUUUUAAAAUUCUAGAAUAAGUUCUGAAGUUUGAAGAUUCAUUUUUAGCUUUCCUUGAUUCUCAUAUUGUUCUGGUAGAUCAUCAUCUUGGAGAUAAAAGAGGUACUUCUCAAUCUUCAGGAGGAAAAUAUCUGAGAGAGUCAAAGUUGGACCAAAUUAUUUGGAGAGACUUGUAUCACAUUCAGAAAAACUUAAAACUUUAAAACAAGCAAACUGAAGCUGUACUUGAUGAAUGA
Stylonychia lemnae is the source of this 2940-nucleotide messenger RNA. Lineage: Eukaryota; Ciliophora; Spirotrichea; Sporadotrichida; Oxytrichidae. The record is from the annotation of a GenBank genome assembly.